Suillus paluster is the source of this 3292-nucleotide messenger RNA. Its product is annotated as Fungalysin metallopeptidase-domain-containing protein. Gene Ontology annotation, molecular function: metalloendopeptidase activity; zinc ion binding. Lineage: Eukaryota; Fungi; Basidiomycota; Agaricomycetes; Boletales; Suillaceae. The record is from RefSeq and is a predicted model, not a curated record. The transcript has 9 exons. Bases 264 to 2822 code for a protein of 852 amino acids.
UAAACACGUGUAAGAUUGAAGAUUGUCACUAGGGAAGAUAAGUCGAUCCCUGAUUUUAUUUCGUAAGUAAAUGAUGACUGCGCACUCGCCCGCCGGAUCUCAUUGGUGCACAGGAGGUACUUUGACUUGAUGUAGCUGUCUGUGGUCGAUCUGAGCCUGCAAUUAAGUGUACAGCCACUGUCACCGGGAUUCACCGAUGCUUACGUAGACCAAGUUGUUAUAAACCAGGGUAUUAGAAGGGAAAGUGAAACCAAAGUCUUGCAAUGCGCGGACUAACAACAGUAACAUUCGCCCUCCUCGGCCUCGCUGCUGCGAUCCCAGAACCGCAGCGUCGCAAGUCUCUUUCUUUUGGUCCAGUACUGCCUCAUGCUAGGUUUGACAGUAGCGCUCACCAACCAGUACCCGAUACCCUCUUCUCUACUCAAACAAGAGUCAGAGUAGACCCUUAUGAAGUGGCAAAGUCAUUCCUUGACUCGAUCGUAGACUUCGACAACGGCGUCACCUACAUUAUCCGCGGCGACAGCUACACGGAUCAUGCUACCGGUGUAACCCACGUGUAUGCACGCCAGCUCAUCCAGGGCGUCCAAGUGGCAGACGGUAACGUUAAUUUGAACAUCAAGGACGGCGUAAUCUUGAGUUAUGGUGACUCGUUUUACCCCGGCCCGGUACCGGAAUCACAUACCCGUGGCGCACACCCCCACGCAGAGUAUUGUGCUCAACUCAUCUCCCCCCGAUCAGGACAGCUCCCCCUCGACGGACCAGAGCUAGACCACAUUCACUCGUCCAACUGCGCAUCCCUCCCCAAACUUCACUCAAUCUCCACUCCUUCCUACGAUGACCACGUCCCAAGUCCACAAGACGCACCUCGUGCUCUCCUUACUUUCCUCCUCGCAGCCACCCCCUCCCCCGCUCUCGCAGACGAUAUCCACUCUCGUUUCGAUGACCAUUUGGCUACCAUGACCAUGGCUCGCAUGUCCAGCCUCCUCCCUCAUGAGGAUGACCAACUCACCAUCACUGGUGCACCCGGAACUCUUGGCGAGGUCAAGACCUCCGUCGUCUGGGUCCAGGUUCCGUCUGAAGACGGAUCCGUGCAUCUCGAGCUCGUACACCGCUUCGAAGUCGAGAUGGAGAACAACUGGUACGAAGCCACUGUCUCUGCAUCUGUCCCCCACCGCAUCGUGUCCGUCGUCGACUGGGCAAGUGACAGCCCAAUGCCCCUCUACCCCAAGGACGGUCAACUCCCUCCCCUCUCCUCCUUCAUUCCUGUCGGUUCCAACGCCCCCUCCUGCUCCACUAAGAAAGUUGGUGGUCGCUUCAGAAAGGGCAAGGCCAUAGCCGAUCUCCGCAAGAGCAAGGCUGCCAAGGAAGCUCCCCGCCAGUUGUACAACGGCCCCUCCGUUCCUGACCUCCCAACAGCAUGGUACAAUAUCUUCCCGUGGGGAACCAACGACCCUGUUGAAGCUGUAGAAAAGAAGGCAUUGGAAGAGGCAGGUGCUGCCCCCGAUUCCCCUCCCCUCACCUACGGUCGCGUAGACUCCCCUGAGCUGGGUGACAAGCUCGCCAGUCCGGCUGGGUGGCACGCCCUGCCGUGGGGUGUAGACCCUAGUGUUGGCGAGGGGGAGAAGGCCGCACUUCGUGCGCAAGGCGAGUUCUGGCGCUCAACAAACACCACGUGGGGCAACAACGUCUUUGCCCAUGAGAACUGGGAAGGGCGUAACGCCUGGAUCUAUAACAGACGUCCUGAGGGGACGUCCGUGGGUGAGGACAUCAACCAGGCUCCAUCCGUUCAUUUCAACUACACCUACAGUCCAACCGCGAAGGACAACUCGGAGGAGAACAUGGCUGACGCACAGGCUCACAUCGAUGCAACUGUGACGCAGCUGUUCUACACGAGCAACAUGUUCCACGACUUGUUCUACCGGUACGGCUUCACCGAAGAGGCUGGAAACUUCCAGCAGUACAACUUUGGACGCGGAGGCGAGGAAGGAGACGCUGUGAUUACCAACGCACAGGACGGCUCUGGAUUUAACAAUGCCAACUUCAUGACACCUCCUGAUGGUCAGAAUGGCCGAUGCCGUAUGUACCUCUGGAACACUGCGAACCCAUAUCGCGAUGGUGACAUGGAAGCCGGCAUCGUUAUCCACGAGCUCGCUCACGGUCUCAGCACGCGUCUGACAGGUGGCCCCAAGAACAGCGGCUGUCUCGGCUGGGGUGAGAGCGGUGGUAUGGGCGAAGGCUGGGGUGACUUCCUCGCCACGACCAUCCGCAGCACCGCCACGUACCAAGACUACGCCAUGGGUUCCUGGGCAGCAAACCGCCCCGCAGGUAUCCGGAACUACCCCUACAGCCUCGACACCAACGUCAACCCAAGCACCUACAAGACCCUCGACAAGCCUGGAUACUGGGGCGUACACGCCAUCGGAGAAGUAUGGGCUCAGAUCCUCUGGGUUGUUGAACAAGAGCUCAUCGCCAAGCACGGGUUCGGAGAAACGCUGUUCCCUCCCGCAGUAGACGCCUCUCCCGCCGUACACAACGCAUUCUACCGCUCUGACAAACCCUUGGUGCCCAAGCACGGAAACUCCUUGAUCGUGCAGCUCGUGUUGAACGGGAUGAAGCUGCAACCAUGCAGUCCUUCCUUCUUCGACGCGCGCGAUGCGAUCGUGCAAGCUGAUCAGGUGCUUACGGGUGGUGAGAACUUCUGUGAGAUUUGGGGAGGCUUUGCAAAGAGGGGGUUGGGUGUGGAUGCUGCUGUUAGGGGGAGGACGCCUUGGGGUGGAGGUGUUAGGGAUGACGUGAGUUUGGUUCUUUGCGCACCUCGUUGAGAUCUGUGCUGACUCUGUCUUUUGCAGGGUUACAAAGUCCCAGAUGCAUGCAGCAGCAGCCAACCCUCACCAGCGCCAGAACCGACCCCCGAGGACCCCGAGGACGACUGCGGUGUCUUUGGAUGCUGGUGGCACUGAGACUCUUGUCAGCGUCGUGAUAAUAUGAUACCAUCGAAUAUCUUACAGUUCCGCAACUUCAUCGUGAUAUCCUGGAUCCACUUGAAGAUGAGCUCACCUAGAUGAUCAUGGUUAUAUCCAGACUCUUUGGAUAGAAUAUAUCCGUUAUCCUAAUCAUGCGUUAUUUUUGAUCUUCUCGGUAUUUGGUAUUUGCAUUUUGCAUUUUUUUUGUAUGUGUAUAUGAUAGUACCACGUAACUUGUAUAUUUUUGAGAUGCAUCUUGAUUCUGGAUUUUGAUCCUUGGCCCAUCUAUGUCUGGACUCAUCUUGAGAGACACUUCAGAGCGAUACUUU